AUGGCUGCCACGCCCCCAUAUUUGUACUCGGCGCCCGUUGGCCCUAACAACUAUUUCUUCAGCGAUAUGCUGCGCUCGCUGGUGCAGACGCGCAACAAUGAGACCGCGCGUACAUCGGCCACGCCCACACUGACACCGACGCCCACAGCCACGCCGUACGGCUACAGCAAGCUGGAGACGAAGCCGCUAACAAAGGCCGCGCUGGGCGGCGCCGUGGACAGCGCGCUGGAGGAGAACGCAACGCCGGCAGCAUCGCUGCCGCCACAGGAUCUGGUGCUGCCGCCGCCGCCGCCCGUCUGGUAUCCGCCGCUCUAUGCGCCCUACGGUAUCGACCCGCUGCACUUCUUCAUCGAUCUGCGCGUCUCCGGCCACAUUUACGACCGCAAGAAGGAGAACCUGUCGCCGCUCUCGAACAGCAACAGCGGCGCUCUGCUGGCAGCCGAGGAUGUAGCCACAGCUGGCGGCGGCCUGGCCAGCAGCAACAGCAACAGCAACAGCAAUUUGCUGAGCAAGCAGCGCCACGGCUCCGCCUUCACUGUGCCCAUACCCAAGUCAGCGCAGAACGAUGCCAUCAACUUGUCCGCCAUUGGCGGCGGAGCAGGGGGUGGGGCAGGCGGCGGCAGCAGCAGCACCACCAGCUGCCCGGGCGUGGGUCCGCUGGGCAAAUUCGAGCACUACGCCAACUACAUGCUGCAGCAUCUGCCGCGGCUCUACAGCCAGUUUGCGGCCGCGGCUGCCGUGGGCGGCGACCUGGACACCAAGUCCGAAUCGGCCUCGGCCUGUGCCACGGACCUCUGCGACGACGAUUCCCUCGGCCGAGGCUCCAGCGACAUGGCCGGCGCCCUGCUGGAGACCAACAGCCAGCAGCACGAGCGAGACAUCGACGUCGAGAUCAUCGACUCCAUCAAGUACCGCACGGACGGCGAGAGCAGCCGCUGCUCCAGCAACGAUGAGGCGUCCGUCACCCAGAUCGACUAG
Molecule: messenger RNA, 978 nt
Organism: Drosophila mojavensis
Lineage: Eukaryota; Metazoa; Arthropoda; Insecta; Diptera; Drosophilidae
Exons: 3
Coding region: 1-978 (325 amino acids)
Source: RefSeq, a predicted model, not a curated record